Molecule: messenger RNA, 2472 nt
Organism: Symphalangus syndactylus (siamang)
Lineage: Eukaryota; Metazoa; Chordata; Mammalia; Primates; Hylobatidae
Gene: TRIM47
Product: tripartite motif containing 47
Molecular function (GO): zinc ion binding
Source: RefSeq, a predicted model, not a curated record
ACCAGGCGGACUCCCCUGGGGGUCGCGCGGGCUCAGAGACCUCCCCGCGUCGUCUGGGCGGGUACUGGGAGUCCGCAGGCCGGCGGCCGGCAGGCGGGCGGCGCUGCGGGGCGGGCCGAGCUGGGGGCGGGAGGGGGCCGGAGCCCUGGCCUAGGUCCCAGGGGGCGGUGCCGCGGCGCGAACGGCCGGGGUCCCUCCCAGGCCGGAGCAGAAUCGGCGGCGCCCUGGGCGGCCGCGGAGUCAUGGACUGCAGUGGACCCUUCAGCUGCCCCAUCUGCCUAGAGCCGCUCCGGGAGCCGGUGACGCUGCCCUGCGGCCACAACUUCUGUCUCGCCUGCCUGGGCGCACUCUGGCCGCAUCGUGGCGCGAGUGGCGCGGGCGGACCCGGAGGCGCGGCCCGCUGCCCGCUGUGCCAGGAGCCCUUCCCCGACGGCCUUCAGCUCCGCAAGAACCACACGCUGUCCGAGCUGCUGCAGCUCCGCCAGGGCUCGGGCCCCGGGCCCGGCCCCGGCCCGGCCCCUGCCCCGGCGCCGGAGCCCUCGGCACCCAGUGCGCCGCCCAGCGCCCCGGAGCCGUCGGCCCCCUGCGCUCCCGAGUCGUGGCCCGCGGGCGAAGAGCCAGUGCGCUGCGACGCGUGCCCCGAGGGCGCGGCCCUGCCUGCCGCGCUGUCCUGCCUCUCCUGCCUCGCCUCCUUUUGCCCCGCUCACCUGGGCCCGCACGAGCGCAGCCCCGCGCUCCGCGGACACCGCCUGGUGCCGCCGCUGCGCCGGCUAGAGGAGAGCCUGUGCCCGCGCCACCUGCGGCCGCUCGAGCGCUACUGCCGCGCGGAGCGCGUGUGUCUGUGCGAGGCCUGCGCCGCCCAGGAGCACCGCGGCCACGAGCUGGUGCCGCUGGAGCAGGAGCGCGCGCUUCAGGAGGCUGAGCAGCCCAAAGUCCUGAGCGCCGUGGAGGACCGCAUGGAUGAGCUGGGUGCUGGCAUUGCACAGUCCAGGCGCACGGUGGCCCUCAUCAAGAGUGCAGCCGUGGCGGAGCGAGAGAGGGUGAGCCGGCUGUUUGCAGAGGCUGCGGCCGCCCUGCAGGGCUUCCAGACCCAGGUGCUGGGCUUCAUCGAGGAGGGGGAAGCUGCUAUGCUAGGCAGCUCCCAGGGUGACCUGCGGCGACAGGAGGAACAGCGCAGCCGCCUGAGCCGAGCCCGCCAGAAUCUCAGCCAGGUCCCCGAAGCCGACUCAGUCAGCUUCCUGCAGGAGCUGCUGGCACUAAGGCUGGCCCUGGAGGAUGGGUGUAGCCCUGGGCCUGGACCCCCGAGGGAGCUCAGCUUCACCAAAUCAUCCCAAGCUGUCCGUGCAGUGAGAGACAUGCUGGCCGUGGCCUGUGUCAACCAGUGGGAGCAGCUGAGGGGGCUGGGUGGCAACGAGGAUGGGCCACAGAAGCUGGAAGCUGAUGCUGAGCCCCAGGACCUCGACAACACGAACCUCUUGGAGAGUGAAGCUCCCAGGGACUAUUUCCUCAAGUUUGCCUACAUCGUGGAUUUGGACAGUGACACGGCAGACAAGUUCCUGCAGCUGUUUGGAACCAAAGGUGUCAAGAGGGUGCUGUGUCCUAUCAACUACCCCGAGUCGCCCACCCGCUUCACCCAUUGUGAGCAGGUGCUGGGCGAGGGUGCCCUGGACCGAGGCACCUACUACUGGGAGGUGGAGAUUAUUGAGGGCUGGGUCAGCGUGGGGGUCAUGGACGAAGACUUCUCCCCACAAGAGCCCUACGACCGCGGCCGGCUGGGCCGCAACGCCCACUCCUGCUGCCUGCAGUGGAACGGACGCAGCUUCUCCGUCUGGUUUCAUGGGCUGGAGGCUCCCCUGCCCCACCCCUUCUCGCCCACUGUCGGGGUCUGCCUGGAAUACGCCGACCGUGCCUUGGCCUUCUAUGCCGUGCGGGACGGCAAGAUGAGCCUCCUGCGGAGGCUGAAGGCCUCUCGGCCCCGCCGGGGUGGCAUCCCGGCCUCCCCCACUGACCCCUUCCAGAGCCGCCUGGACAGUCACUUUGCGGGGCUCUUCACCCACAGGCUCAAGCCUGCCUUCUUCCUGGAGAGUGUGGACGCCCACCUGCAGAUCGGGCCCCUCAAGAAGUCCUGCAUAUCUGUGCUGAAGAGGAGGUGAUGCCGGGCACGGGCACUCCUGCUGCGGUCUCUGCUCCAGGAAGCUGCCUCCUCUGGGCCCUCUCCUUCGUCUGGGGAAGGCACCAGCAUGAGUCCCACACACCCAGCCUUCUUAUUUCUAGAGGCUUCCACCUUUUAUACACUCAGCCUUCCCUCUGCCAGGCAGGAGGACCCCCAGACCCUGUUCCCCUGCAGACUUCGCUUCUGGGAGACAGAGCUACAGCUGGGACAGCUCCAAGCUACCCUGACUCCUCCUCUUCCAGGUUUCUAGAACAGUGUCUGGCAUGUAGUAGAUGCUCAAUAAACACUUGUUGAAUGAA